Argiope bruennichi is the source of this 690-nucleotide messenger RNA. RefSeq names its product gastrula zinc finger protein XlCGF49.1-like. Gene Ontology annotation, molecular function: DNA-binding transcription factor activity, RNA polymerase II-specific; RNA polymerase II transcription regulatory region sequence-specific DNA binding. Lineage: Eukaryota; Metazoa; Arthropoda; Arachnida; Araneae; Araneidae. Gene Ontology annotation, cellular component: nucleus. The record is from RefSeq and is a predicted model, not a curated record. Bases 1 to 627 code for a protein of 208 amino acids. The transcript is spliced from 3 exons. Gene Ontology annotation, biological process: regulation of transcription by RNA polymerase II.
AUGGCUUUCAUAUCACAUCAUCCAAGAGAUAAAAAAGGAGUUUCUGAAGUUAUUCCAGAAAGUUUCCAAGAGCGAGAUAAGAUAACUGGUUCUUAUAACUGUCAAUUUUGCAACUAUUCAUCUGUGCUUCGAGCUAAUGUAAAAAAGCAUAUCCGAACUCAUACUGGAGAGCGUACUUAUUCUUGUACUGUAUGCCACAAAAGGUUUUCAUCAAAAGCUAAUCUGAAUGUUCAUUUUAGACUUCAUACUGGAGCUCUUCCUUAUGAAUGUCCCCACUGUGGGAAAAGAUUUAAUGAGAAAAAGAACAUGCAUCUUCAUCUAUCAAAUCGUAUACAAGCUAAUUUGGAAGCUUCUCCUUCUGUUUCUCAGUUCAAAAAAGGAAUGUAUUCUUGCUCAUUGUGUUCUUAUUCUACAUCUGUGGAAACUCGCCUCAGGUCCCAUGAAAAAAUUCAUAUUGGGGAGCAAAAAUUUUUUUGUCCUGUGUGUGAGAGAAGUUUUAAUAAAAAGUCUAAUUUAAAAGUUCAUUUAAGACUUCACUCUGGGAAUCUUCCUUAUGAGUGUCCUGCUUGUAAGAAAAGAUUUAAUGAGAAAAGAAACAUGGUUUUACACUAUUAUACUCAUAAAUGAUGUAUUUUCUUUAAAUAUUCAAAUACAUCAUAUAAUUUUUUAUUCAAAUUAUGUAAAAUAAUA